Messenger RNA from Cyprinodon tularosa, 2280 nucleotides. It is a transcript of the gene angel1, whose product is annotated as angel homolog 1 (Drosophila). The record is from RefSeq and is a predicted model, not a curated record. Lineage: Eukaryota; Metazoa; Chordata; Actinopteri; Cyprinodontiformes; Cyprinodontidae. Bases 241 to 2214 code for a protein of 657 amino acids. The transcript has 10 exons. Gene Ontology annotation, molecular function: 3'-5'-RNA exonuclease activity.
UAGUCCAAGCCAGGCAGUGACGCCCAAGUUAUGGAACUACCUGAAUGGAUUAAACUUCUUUUAUUUUAUUUUUUUCCUAUUUUGUCGUCCGCAUUUUCCGCCGAGGACAUUAGAGGUGGGAUCUAUUGGCGGGUCGGGGGGCAAUAAUGAGAUCCCUCAAAGGAAAGAGUUUCAGUUAAUGGCAAAGCAGCGUGUAAUGGUGACACUGCCUCAGUCAGAUCCCCCAAACCUGGAACAGCAAUGCAGGAUCAGAGUAGGGAGAUAAAAGAAAAGUUAAAAGAACCAGAUCCCAAGGAGGAGGAACCCAUUUCAACUGUCCUGCAGGAGGAUGAGAGACUGAGUGCUGAGGUGCUGUCUACUUCUGAGGAAGGAGAGGGUCCUAAAAUGAAUGAAGAGGUUGUCCUCCAUGAUAUGGAUGGGGAUCAAAAUAAAAGAGACCAGAGCUCUUCUUUAGUUGACCAUCAAAAUGUACAACAAGAAGUUGUAGCUCUGUUAAAAUGCCUGAAUAUGGAUGGAAGCACACAAAAAACUAACUGUUCUGAACAGAAUAAAAGCCAAACUGAAAUAUUUGAUGAUUCUCUUGGGGAAACCCCUCAAGUUCCCAACACUGAAAGAAAGAAUCCGAGUGAACCUGCAUCUGCAGUGACUGAGUGCUGGGAUGACUUUACAUUUUCUGCUGGAGACUUAGCUGUUGAUCGGGAGAAGAACUCCAACUCCCAGUCACGUCUUAAAUCGGGCCAACAACUUGUUCAACAAACAGGCUGGCACUUUCCUGUAGGACCAGGUCUGACCCAAGAAGUGUUCUGCCCACAGUGGAGCUUCCCUGCUGCAAGUUAUUACACCUCUAUGGAGUCCAACUUCCCCUUUGAAGUGAUGUGGAGGGUGUGGGUGGAUUUGGAUGCUGCCUCUAAGGGUGGUCAGACCCCCACAAUCAAAAAAGCCUCAGUGGACUUCACUGUCAUGUCCUACAACAUCCUAUCCCAAGACCUUUUGGAGGAGAACCAACAGCUGUACGCACACUGCCCCCCAGAGGUGCUGCAGUGGAACUACCGCUGCAGCCUGCUUUUAAGUGAAAUAGAAAAAUGGGCGCCAGAUAUUUUGUGUCUGCAGGAGGUUCAGGAGAACCACUACCAUGAACAUCUGUACCCUGUUCUUUCUCAGAUGGGCUAUACCUGUGUGUACCAGCGUCGCACGGGGACAAAGACCGAUGGCUGUGCGGCGUGCUAUCGGAGCGCAGUCUUCACCGAAGCCGGCGUCUCCAAGCUGGAGUUCUUUAGGCCUGAGACCGGGCUGUUGGACCGGCACAACGUAGGCAUCGUUUUGCUCCUUCGGCCACUGGUCACCAGAGGAGCAGAGGUCAAGGAAGGUGGCCCACCCCUCUGCGUGGCCAACACACACCUGCUCUUCAACCCACGGCGAGGUGAUAUCAAGCUGGCCCAGUUAGCCAUAAUGCUGGCAGAAAUUAACGCCAUGAUCAAGUCCUGUAAGGUCAGACGUGAACACUGCAACGUCGUCUUCUGUGGAGACUUUAACUCCAUCCCAUACACGCCUCUGUACCAGCUGCUCACCACUGGCGAGCUCUACUACCAGGGUAUUCCCAAGUGGAUGGUUUCAGGCCAAGAGGAUCUGUCUUACAAGCCUAGUUAUCACAGACUGUUUGCUCCUCUGUGGCCCAGCUCUCUGGGAAUCUCAGACACCUGCCAGUACACUGAGAUCAAUACGUCCAAAACUAAUCGUCAGAAGUCGGGGACUCGCCAGUACAGCCAUGAAUUCAUGCUGCAGCUACGCUUCUGUCCAGCCGCAUGUGUUCGUCCUCAGAAGCUGAUUCUGAUUCCUGGAGUGACUGACAUCACACCAGAUACCACACAGGACGUUCAACACUAUGAGAAAAGGUUCAAAGACUAUCUGAUGCAUCAGGUGGACCUGGAGUCUGUCUAUGAACAUGUCCUUCCUGGUUCUGGCAGUCCAGAACUCACAACCCUGCAUUCUGAGGGUGGAGCUACCGUCGACUACAUCUUCUACUCUCCAAAACGCACCUCUACCAAAAAUCAAAUGGCUUGUAAAAAGAUAUCAGAGAAAGGUCUGAAGCUCCUUGGUUACCUCUCUCUCCUGUCUGAGGACCUCUUGUGGUCGAUGAACGGACUUCCCAACCACAUAUUCCCUUCCGAUCAUCUAAGUCUGGUCGCCCGUUUCCAGAUGGAACUUGAUAAUUAAUGAAAGACCAUGUUUUGUUUAUAAGUUUUAUAAAUGUUCUGUUCGCGAGUGUAGAAACACUGUCAU